UCAGUAGUAUUGUGUACGUCGUCGGUCGCGGAACAUCGACCUGUUAAGCCGCCCAAAGUCUUGUGAUUUGGUCCAACAAAUUACCGGGAGGGACCCAAAAAAAAUGCCGAUCGAGUAAAUUUUCUUCGGCCAGUAAAGAGACUCCGAAAACAAAAUGGGAAAACAAUAAAUAAUCUUCCUCCAAAAAUAUGACUAUUAAAAAUUCGUUGGUUGUUGAACCUGUUGAGCAACAUCCUGUGUCGUUUUCGGCCAAUCGGAAUGCCGUUCAAUGAGAAGCUUCCAAAAAUAUUCCCCAUCGCAAGUGAUAACGGGUCAAAAGUAAUAGCUUUAAGUUUAGAUUAUUCGUGAUGCCAGAAACGGCAUAAAUUAUAGCUACAUGUGCCUUGCUGGUGGUGAAAGCAUGUGCCUUGGAAUGAAAGAGUGUGUUUUAGUACAAUAGAAGUGGCUGAGUGAUCUUGAAAUAUCUCCACGUGCUUUCAUGUAAACACAUCGCUUUAUCAAUAGUGCAUUCAGUUGGUCUAGUAAGUGGUACACGAGCAGUGAUCAUCCCCCCGAAAAAAAAAUUGGACACAAGUGAAACUUGAUCAAGAGAAACGUGUUCAUAGGAGCAAACAAACCAUGGCAAAGGUAGCGGUAGGAGAUUCGUUGAUGCCCCAGCAGGGUUUUGGAGAACCAGCUGCCCCCAGGAAUCGAUUGGCAGCCGGCGAAAAUGGCCGGGGUCCAAAUGCUGAGGUCGAUAGCAGCGACGGAAGUUCCGGCGAUGGGAUCAAAAUGAAGAAAGAGCUCGGACUGAUGGAUGGAGUGGCCAUCAUAGUGGGUGUGAUUGUGGGGGCGGGAAUUUUUGUGUCACCCAAGGGGGUAUUACUCUAUUCGGGGUCCAUCGGGCAGGCGUUGAUCGUGUGGAUUUUGUCCGGUGUACUGAGUAUGGUUGGAGCACUGUGCUAUGCUGAGCUAGGUACCAUGAUUCCCAAGUCUGGCGGUGAUUACGCGUACAUCGGGGAAGCCUUCGGUCCCCUGCCGGCAUUCCUGUACCUUUGGGUGGCGCUGCUGAUUUUGGUACCGGCUGGAAAUGCCAUCACUGCAAUUACCUUUGCUCAAUAUCUGGUCCAACCGAUGUGGCCAACCUGUGAACCCCCGUACGAAUCAGUGCGACUGAUAGCUGCUCUCAUCACCUGUCUUUUAACUGCCAUCAAUUGCUACAACGUCAAGUGGGUGACCAGGGUAACGGAAACUUUCACCGGAAUGAAGGUCUUGGCUCUGCUUGUGAUUGUUGCUGCCGGUGCCUAUUAUCUUCUGAGUGGAAAUACAGAAUUGCUGGAAAAUCCUUUCGAAAAUUCCAAAGUACAACCGGGCUUCAUUGCAUUAGCAUUCUACAAUGGACUGUUUUCGUAUUCCGGCUGGAAUUAUCUCAAUUUUGUGACGGAGGAGCUGAAAGAUCCAUACAGAAACCUGCCCCGAGCAAUUUGCAUAAGCAUGCCAGCAGUGACGAUCAUCUACGUUAUCACGAAUCUGGCGUAUUUCGCAGUGCUCCCGCCUGAUGUGAUGCUGUCUUCUCAAGCAGUUGCGGUAAGUCUUUUUUUUUGGAGUCAUUGUUAUUAGCAUAUUAAAAGCUCAUUAAAGGUAAUAUCC
Molecule: messenger RNA, 1629 nt
Organism: Uranotaenia lowii
Lineage: Eukaryota; Metazoa; Arthropoda; Insecta; Diptera; Culicidae
Gene: mnd
Product: Y+L amino acid transporter 2
Exons: 5
Coding region: 619-1599 (326 amino acids)
Biological process (GO): amino acid transmembrane transport
Cellular component (GO): membrane
Molecular function (GO): L-amino acid transmembrane transporter activity
Source: RefSeq, a predicted model, not a curated record